Messenger RNA from Photinus pyralis (common eastern firefly), 2016 nucleotides. Its product is annotated as sialin-like. The transcript has 11 exons. Gene Ontology annotation, biological process: monoatomic anion transport; transmembrane transport. Gene Ontology annotation, cellular component: plasma membrane. The record is from RefSeq and is a predicted model, not a curated record. Gene Ontology annotation, molecular function: transmembrane transporter activity. The coding region runs from base 411 to 1880 and encodes 489 amino acids. NCBI's taxonomy places the organism in Eukaryota, Metazoa, Arthropoda, Insecta, Coleoptera, Lampyridae.
ACUACGCCACCUCCUCUUUAAACGGGGGUGCUCACAUUUAAAAACCAGAAAUCUGUCUUUUAUUUUGUGUACGGCGAUUAACCAUAUUAAUAACGGUAACCACAAAACUACUUUCUAUAGAACACCGUAAGGUAUUUUGAAUGGAGUUCUGGAUAUUUAGUCAAUAUUAUUACGUAUAAGGCUGGACGGAAAUGAGGAAAAAUGAGGGAAAACAAAACGCAGAGAAGUAGGUACGACGCUACGACUUGAGGAAAACUACGAUUUAUUCACUGAAUUUAAAUUGCAACUCCCACACAUCCCGUUACGAAGCGGAAAUCUUUACCAUCAGGAUGGCAAUACCACACAACAAUACAACGUUUAACAUUAGAUUAUCCACCUGAAUUUAAUGUGUAAGGUAUCCGCCAAUCAAAAUGCCGAGGUCUUCUACUUUUGGGAAGAUACCGGCUCGAGUAUCUUUAUACCUAUUAGCGACAACAUGCAUCGCAGUUAGUUUUAUUUUGCGAACGGGGAUGAGUAUAUCAAUAUUGGCGAUGGUUAAGGAAGUACGGAACAAUGAGGAUCUCGCUGCAAACGUCAGUAAAACGUUGUGCUAUGUGAGGAACGAAACAGUUGCCAUAGAGAAAAGCUAUGGUGGUACUUUCCAAUGGUCCAUAGACGUGCAAUACUACAUACUUACCUCCUACUUCUGGACGUACAUUAGUGGACAAGUGGUUGGAGGAAUAACAGCACAUAAAUUUGGUGCAAAGGUCGUGAUUGGUGUAGGAAUGUUCAUCUCGGCAAUAUGUAAUAUAUGCAUUCCGUUUGGAAGCGAGAUGAGCUAUGUGGUUGUGAUUAUUUUGCAACUUUUGAACGGAUUGGGAGCGGGCGUAGUUUGGCCAGCACUAUAUUCUCUAGUAAGUUGGUGGAUACCUAAGCACGAACAAGGUCGGUUUUUGACUUGCUUGCAAGGUUUGUCAAUUGGUAUGGCCAUUUCACUAAUAAUAUCCGGAUUUAUAAUUGCAUCGCUUGGGUGGAAGUACGUAUUCUACGUUUCUGGAACGUUAGGUAUUCUCUGGUGUCUUGCAUGGUACUAUUUAGCAUUCGAUAAACCAGAACUCCAUCCCCGCAUAGAAUACAAAGAAUUAAAUUACAUUUCGAGACACAGAGAAGACGUUUUGGUUGCAAAUAAACGGAUCAUACCUUGGAAGUGCAUUGUCCUGUCUCUCCCGGUUUGGGCCAUUGGGAUAUCCCAGUGUGGUAGAAUGUGGUUUAUCAUAUUAGCGCCAAUCUAUGGACCAAUGUAUCUAAAAUCAAUAAUUGGGUUGAGUGCAGAAAUGAACGGGCUUUGGGGUGGAGUUAUCUCCCUUGGGAACUUCCUCUCUGCCUUAAUAUUUUCGUACGUUGCAGAUAAAUUACUGAUGCACAAUUUUAUUUCGACAAGAAAUAUUCGCAAAUUAUUCACAGCAAUAGGAAUGAUUCUGCCUGGUCUGGGCUGCGUACUCAUAAAUCACUUGGGAUGCGAUAAAUAUUUGAACUUGACUGUGUGGGCUUUUUCACAGAUGCUCUCGAAUGCGUGUUAUCCUGGCGCCAUGGUCAAUAUAGUAGAUAUCGCCCCAAAUUUCACGGGUUCAGUGACAAGCUUUGUUCAGGUGCUGCUGUUACUUCCGACUAUUUUCGCAACUUAUGUCGCAAAAUCUUUCUUCAAUAGUUUGGAUCCAGAGUCAGCUUGGCAGGUAAUAUUUUAUUCUUCAGGUUUAGUGCUGUUGACUUCAUGUUUGUUCUAUCUCGCAUUUGCUUCCGCGGAUGCACAAUCGUGGGACUAUAAAAUCGUGCCUACAGAUGAUGAUGGACAACAUCUUGACCAAGUACAGUUGGCAGAAGAGGAAGAAGCACACAGUUAAAACGUCCUUUGAAGACGUCUGAUUUAUUAAAUUUAUUAAACAUGAAUCUAACAUAAAAUCCCGUUAAAAUGUGUUGUAAUAAAUGUAUCAUACCACGCCUCCUCCUCUAUAAACAGACAGGAGUGCAUGCAUAUAA